AUAGAAACAACUUAAAAACUGCAUGAGUGUGUCUACUUCUUCUGCAAGUGCAUUGGAGGAAACUACAUCUUGUCAAAAUGAUAUAUUCUCUAAGGUGAAGGGAUCUGACAAGAAAGGGAGGGUUCGCUGCUUAGGCAAGGUCCCAACUUCCAAAAAAUCUAUCCCUUCCACCUCUACGAACAGCAAUGUUGAGCAAAGGUUGAGUGAGGUAGAGAAUAUGUUGAGUGGAUUAAUGCAGCUAAUGAAGGCAAGAUUCCCUAACGAGAAUAUCACAGAUAUUUUACAAGCUGCCAACGAAUUAGCUGCUGCCAACAGAUUGGAUAGAGAGGUUUCGGAUGCUAACAGUGGGCAAGCUUUUUCCCUAAAUAAUCGUUCCUCUUCACAUUCAAGCUAUCACCUUUUGUCUCACCAAAAUGAGGGUAAUGAAGAAAAUGAUAGGCAAAGGGACUGAAAGGCAUGUUUGUAUCUCUUCUUGGAUCUAUAAUUUCUAGUGACAAGCAUUUAAUUGAACUUCUUCAGAUUCGGCAAUUUUUUUUUUUUGCCUAGAUCUACUGUUUUGAGAUUGAUAUAUAUCUAUGGAAUUCCUCUUUUAUGGUUGCCAAUUUAGUGCAUCAAUUAACUAUUUUUUUUUUG
This is a messenger RNA of Rubroshorea leprosula, 633 nucleotides long. The record is from the annotation of a GenBank genome assembly. NCBI's taxonomy places the organism in Eukaryota, Viridiplantae, Streptophyta, Magnoliopsida, Malvales, Dipterocarpaceae.